UACCAAUACUGGCUUGCGGAGGUGAUGACUGCAAAAUAAGUUUGUUUAUACAGCAGAAUGGUCAGUUUCAGAAAACUUUAAUACUCCCUGGCCAUGAAGAUUGGAUAAGAGGCAUUGAAUGGGCAGUCUGUGGUGAAGACCUUUUCUUAGCAAGCUGUGCUCAGGAUUGUUUGAUAAGAAUUUGGAAAGUGUGUACAAAAUCAAAGCAAAUUCCAGAAACUGAAGAUGAUUCCAUAAGACUGAAAGAGAAUGUUUUUACUGUCAAAGAUAUUGAUACAACAUAUGCAAUUACUUUGGAGUCGGUGUUGGCUGGUCAUGAAAACUGGGUGUAUGCAGUUCACUGGCAACCUUCAUUUUCCAAAGAUGGCAGCAUGCAACAACCAAUGAGGAUAUUGUCUGCGUCAAUGGACAAAACUGUGAUCAUCUGGGAACCUGAUAAGGAGUCUGGAGUCUGGCUAGAACAG
Messenger RNA from Fulmarus glacialis (Northern fulmar), 464 nucleotides. Its product is annotated as elongator complex protein 2-like. The transcript is spliced from 5 exons. Gene Ontology annotation, biological process: tRNA wobble uridine modification. The record is from RefSeq and is a predicted model, not a curated record. The annotation marks the transcript as partial. Gene Ontology annotation, cellular component: elongator holoenzyme complex. NCBI's taxonomy places the organism in Eukaryota, Metazoa, Chordata, Aves, Procellariiformes, Procellariidae. Gene Ontology annotation, molecular function: protein binding.